Nelumbo nucifera (sacred lotus) is the source of this 3968-nucleotide messenger RNA. The record is from RefSeq and is a predicted model, not a curated record. Lineage: Eukaryota; Viridiplantae; Streptophyta; Magnoliopsida; Proteales; Nelumbonaceae.
UAUGCGCAUGGCCUUAAAGAGCGCACAAUCGCACACCAUUCUACUGUCUUCGUCGCUUCAGAUUCUACUUGUACCGUAGCGAGGUAAUGCUCGCACAACAUGAAUGCUAUUCGUUCGAAUCAUCUCCAUGCAAUCUCGGUUGCUUCUCCAUUCAGUCUUUUUGAGAUUUCUACUUUUCAGAAUACCAUAUCGGUUCAUUUUAGAACACGAAUUUGUUGAUGGGGUUUUCACCAUGACUAUAUGUUUCAGCAGAUAAUCGGUGCUGGGUUUGAUUGUUUUAAAUCAGAGUGUGGUUUUGUUUGAACAGUUGGGGGAUAUUUGAGUACUUUGUGAUGAUUUUUGCUUGGUUUUGAGAGUUUUGGCGUGCAUGGUUUUGUUGGAUCCACAUAGGAAGUAAUGGGGAAAAAGGCUAAAAAGAAGGCAAAAAACAGUAGUCAUAAGGAGAAGCGGGUUUCUUCUGGUUCUCCUCAAACAGUUCCCCAGUACUCGAAUCCAGCAGAUGAGAUUAGGCAUGACGAAGAUGCAGUAAUAAAAGAGAGAAAAGGAUGUACCCAUAUUGAGAAGGGCGUUAAUUUGGAGAAAAUCUCUUCAAAAAUUGGGUCAUCGGAGCAUGUUAAGUGCGAAGAUUGCAGGGAAGGUGCUCUUGACCGGAAGGCGGGUAAGGGAAAGAGAAAACAUGGAAAGAAGAAAGGAGCAAGUUCUAUGGAGGCAACGCCGGAAAAAAAAUCCAUUUGGGUGUGUUUGGAUUGCGGGCAUUUUGCAUGUGGAGGGAUUGGUUUGCCAACAACACCUCAAAGCCAUGCCAUUCGGCAUGCCAGAAGUAUGGGCCACCAUUGUGUAAUUCAGUACGAUAAUCCUCAUCUACGCUGGUGUUUUCCAUGUGAGUCACUAAUUCCAGUUGAAAAAUCAGAAGAGAAUGGCAAGCAGAAAGAUAUCUUAUUGGAUGUUGUGAAAUUAAUCAAGGGACGAUCUGUAAAAGUCUCCAUGCAUGAUGUUGAAGAUGUUUGGUUUGGCAAUGGUGCGGACAAAAUUAAGUUAGAUGAUGCUCAAUCACAACUUAUAGAUGGAAAAGGUGCUUAUACAGUCCGUGGCUUAGUUAACCUUGGGAAUACCUGUUUCUUUAAUUCAGUAAUGCAGAACUUAUUUUCAAUGGAUAUGUUGCGGGAUUACUUCAUGAAGCUGGAUCAGUCUGUUGGUCCUCUUACUAUGUCUUUGAAAAAGCUCUUUAGUGAAACAAGUCUGGAUGUGGACCCGAGAAAUGUACUGAACCCAAAAGCCUUGUUUGGAUGCAUUUGUUCAAAAUCCCCACAGUUUAGAGGAUACCAGCAACAAGACAGCCAUGAGUUGCUCCGAUGCUUACUUGAUGGGCUAUGUACAGAGGAAUUGAGUGUGAGAAAAUUGCGCAAUUCUUCUGGGAGAGAUGCAACUACUUCAACUUCAAAUCAGGGCUCCACUUUCAUAGAUAUGAUAUUUGGAGGCCAACUGUCAAGUACUGUUUGCUGUCUGGAAUGUGGGCAUUCCUCCAUUGUAUUUGAGCCCUUCCUAGAUCUCUCACUGCCAGUCCCAACUAAGAAACCUCCAUCGAAAAAAGCAACCCCAGUGUCCCAUCSUAGGAAAACAAAGCUUCCUAUGAAAAAAGGCAGAAAGGUUCGUGUAAAGGGGAAUACUGAUGCAACCACUCAAUUGGUUCAAAGUGAGCUAAGCCCUUCAGAAAGCAGUGAGUUUUCUUGCCCACUACAUUCUAGCAUUUCUUUUGUAGAAAAGAAUGCUGUUUCACUUGAUAAUAUUACAUGGCUUGAUUAUGCAGGGCCAGAUGAAGCUUCCCAUGACUUAGACUUGAAUUCACAAAACCUUGAUGUCUCAGCUAUUCAAGAUGCUGAAAACAGCAAAGUCUUUCAGAAUGUUGAAGAGCAAACAUCUGCUUCCCUGGAUCAGCUUUCAUGGUUGGAUUACAUUGACCCAGUGAAAGCACCUGCAGACAAUAAUUUGGUAUCACAAGACUAUGAUAUCUCGGUUGUUCAGGAUUCUGAAAACCAGCAGGUGAUCCAAAGUGGCAUACCACAGAAUGGCUCUGAUUCACAAAGCUGGGCUUGUUCAACAAAUGGAGAAUCAAAAUUGGAACAUAGUUCUUCUCAGAGUAAUCCCUGUGAGGAUGAACUCCCUUUACAGAUUCAAGGUUCUGAGGUUCUGUUACUUCCAUACAAGGAGGAUAACUCAAACAAUGAGGAGAUGAUGAGAAGAGAAACUGAGACCUUCACAUGUGUUGCAGGCUGUGAACAAGAUACAUUAGAGUUUGAUGGCUUUGGGGACCUAUUUAAUGAGCCUGAGAUGCCUGCUGUAACUAAUGCAGAAUCCUGGUUAUGUGACAGUAAUUUCCAGUUCCAGGCAAGCGAAGUGACAGACUCAAGUUUCUUAGCUGCAAACAGCAGUGAUUCUGGUCCAGAUGAAGUUGAUAAUACAGAUGCCCCAGUUUCUAUAGGUAGUUGUUUAGCUUAUUUUACAAAACCUGAGCUUCUAACCAAGGAGCAUGCUUGGCAUUGUGAGAGGUGUUCGAAGAUACUGCGAGGCCAAAGAAGGGAAUAUAGGGAGAACCUCCAGCAGACCGCAUCAAGGACUGGGGAAAAAGCAGCUAAAUUGAGAAGGAAAAAUUCUCCAUUUGGUUCAGAUGAUGAUUCCUUGAAUCCUGUUAAUUACAGACAUUUGGGUAAUGGAAAGCUUGAAGGCAAUAAUGUUUCCACCACCACUACUGAAUGUUUGAUUCUUCAUACUGAGAAACCUGAUGAUUCAAAACCAAAAUGUACCAAUUGUACAAACAAUCAAAUGGGAAAGGAAGUUUAUUCAGGGUUGGUAGAGCCUACAUGUAGUUCUCCAGUUGAUCAUCCACAGAUUUCUCCAAGGGAUAAAGGUAUUGGUAAAUUGGAACAUGCUUCUCGAGAGUCAUCACCAAGCUCAGGUCAUUGUAAAUCCAUCAGCCAAAUGAGUUUUGGGGCUCAAACCACUGAUUCAUCUAGUCCGGAUGAAUCUACUAAUAUGGUACACAAUGCUGAUAAAACUCAACCUCCAAUAUCCCAGUUAAUGACUAGUGAUAAGGAAUUGGAUGACAGUGCGGAUGAGGAAAUGGACUCUGAAAACGUAAAGGUUAAGAGAGAUGCGACUAAAAGGAUUCUCAUCAAUAGGGCACCACCUAUUCUCACCAUUCAUCUUAAGCGGUUCAGCCAAGAUGCUCGUGGUCGCUUGAGUAAAUUGAAUGGUCAUGUCCAUUUUAGGGAUGUAAUUGAUCUCAGGCCAUAUAUGGACCCCAGGUGUGGGGGAGAAAGGUGUGACUACAGUCUGGUUGGGGUGGUGGAGCACUCUGGGACCAUGAGAGGCGGCCAUUAUGUUGCCUAUGUGAGAGGCAGAAAAGGCAGAGGGAAGACCAACAAUGGAGACGGGGAGUACACAUGGUACUAUGCUAGUGAUGCUUAUGUACGGGAGGUUACCCUUGCAGAAGUCCUCCAGAGGCCCUUUGAUUACCCAAACAUCCCCUCUUCGUGAUUCUACGCAAGAAGACAAGAAGACACAAACAUGGAAGGCUACCACUGUGUCUAGACACUGUCCGGAUCAGGUACGCACACUGUUCAUAAGGGCAUUUUAACUUUAAAAAUGAUAUAAAAUAAGGAAUGUCAAAUGCAUCCUAAAAUCAGGUGUAGAAUAUUUAUUGUGUUCAUCUACUGUGAUUACAAUGCUGUGCCUACUAGAUCGGGAGUCGUCUGGGCAGGUUUCAGCCAAGGUAAAAAAGUAUUGAUACGAUACGAGUUUCGGCCGAAUUGUAUCAGCACUUAGAAACGGCCAAAACUCUUAUUUAUUUUUUUUUUUCAAACUUUGGUUUUUUGGGAAGCUUUGAGCAUGCUUUUUAUUAUUAAAAAAAAUUGGGGGUCCGAAACCCCUGAAAACAGGCGUUUCGGAUUGUAUAAUUUUCAAAAGAUACG